Molecule: messenger RNA, 303 nt
Organism: Striga asiatica
Lineage: Eukaryota; Viridiplantae; Streptophyta; Magnoliopsida; Lamiales; Orobanchaceae
Source: the annotation of a GenBank genome assembly
AUGCUGCAAACAGUCAAAUCUGAACCUUGUCGCUCUUCUUUCCUUGCGAGCAGGAAGCACACCAGCAGCGUGCGUUGCGUGAUUCUACUGUGUUUUUUGCACUUGACUGAGUGGACAGUUGACCGGAAGAGAACUUCGAUUCGCCCGGCCAGCAGGCGGGCUAAGCGAGUGGCUCUUCUAGGCGGGCAGCUGUGUGACAAGACUACAGAGAAAGCGGCGCUUUCGUGUAACAUGCUAUGGUCUCAACGCCCUUACGAGGUAGUGAUGAGUUUCACGCGCUCUAAGCCCGAACCUAAGCUAUAG